Molecule: messenger RNA, 1661 nt
Organism: Betta splendens (Siamese fighting fish)
Lineage: Eukaryota; Metazoa; Chordata; Actinopteri; Anabantiformes; Osphronemidae
Gene: nr2e3
Product: nuclear receptor subfamily 2, group E, member 3
Exons: 8
Coding region: 45-1271 (408 amino acids)
Biological process (GO): anatomical structure development; cell differentiation; negative regulation of transcription by RNA polymerase II
Molecular function (GO): RNA polymerase II cis-regulatory region sequence-specific DNA binding; zinc ion binding; nuclear receptor activity
Source: RefSeq, a predicted model, not a curated record
GAUACAGAGGAGAAAACGCCAAUUAGGCCACAAGAAAACUGAAAAUGCAUGAAAUGGAGGACAACGUGACCAAGAUCAGCGCGUUUUCUUCUGACAACUCCAGUGACUUCACAGACGGGACUCAGUCAGGUCAGAGUCUGGUGUUAGUCGCAGGUGUUCUUUGCAAAGUGUGCUCGGAUUCGAGCAGUGGGAAACACUACGGAAUCUACGCCUGCAACGGCUGCAGCGGCUUCUUCAAACGCAGCGUGAGGCGAAGACUCAUCUACAGAUGCCAGGCUGGAACUGGAAGCUGCCCCGUUGACAAGGCUCAUCGGAACCAGUGCCAAGCCUGUCGACUGAAGAAAUGUCUGCAAGCUGGAAUGAACAAAGAUGCCGUGCAGAAUGAGCGACAGCCCCGAAGCACAGCUCACGUUAGCUUGGAGUCUCUGGGUCCGGACUCCAGGAGGGAGCUCCUGGCCACCACCCAGGAGAUCCACACCUCCGCCACCUACUCCUCCAUCGCCAGCGCUGCCACAGUCCAAGCCUGCAGCUUCCCCAACAGCCAUCGCUUCAUGGUCAGCCUACUGACCGCAGAGACCUGUGCCACACUGGAGCCAGGGGACGUGGAGGAAAACAUUGAUGUCACAACCGAUGAUUCAGCCAGAGCUCAGACCUCCUCUGACUGCCUUACGUCACCGUACACCUCCACCUGCGCAGAGACCGUGUACGAGACGUCGGCGCGUCUCCUCUUCAUGUCGGUCAAAUGGGCCAAAAAUCUGCCCGUUUUUGCUCACUUGCCAUUUCGCGACCAGGUGAUUCUUCUUGAAGAAGCGUGGAGUGAGAUGUUCCUCUUGUGUGCCAUCCAGUGGUCGCUGCAUAUGGACAGCUGUCCACUUCUGACUCUGCAAGACCUUCCGUCCACGCAUCUGUCCAGGAUCGGCCUCCACGCGGCUGACAUGCACAUCCUGCAGGAGGCGUUCAAUCGCUUCAAGGCGCUGGCGGUGGACCCUACUGAGUUUGCCUGCUUGAAGGCAAUUGUGCUGUUCAAGCCGGAGACACGCAGCCUCAAAGACCCGGAGCAGGUUGAGAACCUGCAGGACCAGUCUCAGGUGCUGCUGGGUCAGCACAUCCAUUCAGUGUACCCCAAUCAGAAUUCCAGGUUUGGAAGACUCUUACUCCUGCUACCAUGCCUCCACUUUGUGAGCUCUGAGAAGAUAGAGCAUCUAUUCUUUCACCGGACUGUUGGCAGCACACCGAUGGAGAAGCUGCUCUGUGACAUGUUCAAAAACUGAACCAGUAAUAACUACCUGAAUGUACAGUGCAUCACUGAGGGAUACAUUGGGUAUGUAAUGUUGUAUAUGUGACUGCAUGUUAGGUAUACGAUUAGCUUUGAAAUAUAGAGGGAUUUGCUUUGUUGCUUUUGUUUGGAAAAUACUAGGUUUCAUUUUCUAACGUGGUAAUUUAUCAAAAGAUUCAGAUUUGUUUGGCAAAUGUUUUAACUAUGUAUGCCAGUUGCUUUAGCUCCUGUUAUUCUUCUCUUCUUCUUCUCUGCUUUUACUGUUGCUUAGUAAUAUAUUUGUAUACUUAUAAAAACUCUGAACUUUAGCCUAUAGCGCUGUGUUUUAUAAAGACUGCUGGCUCCUACAUUUCUAAUAAAGCCAUCUGAACUGGUUGUCUGUAAA